Naegleria lovaniensis is the source of this 2208-nucleotide messenger RNA. RefSeq lists its product as uncharacterized. The record is from RefSeq and is a predicted model, not a curated record. Bases 1 to 2208 code for a protein of 735 amino acids. Lineage: Eukaryota; Heterolobosea; Eutetramitea; Acrasida; Naegleriidae. The transcript is spliced from 2 exons.
AUGCCCAGUAAUCAAGACGCUACAGAUCCCGGCAAAUGGAUCGAAUAUGGAAUUUAUUUGAUUAUUAUAUUUGUAGUCAUUUUAGUGUUGGGUUUGAUUGGAUAUGUGGUUGGUAUUGGAUUCUUUUGUGGUCGAUUGUGCGGAUGUUGUGGUGGAUGUAAACCAAAGAAAAAAGGUGCCACUCAUCCCUACAAAAAGAAAGACCUCGUCAUUCCAUCCAUUCUCGUCAUUAUUGGAUACCUUUCCUUACUCGUCGUGUGUGUGUUGGGUCUAAUUUUCAGUGGUCUCUUUUCACAAAAUGUUCGAGUCAUGGUCAAGGAAACGAGAGGUCUCGUCACCAAUGUGAAUGGAACCAUUGCAGGAGUUGGAUCGUUGAGUACGGCUGCGAGUGAAAAAGUUCCAGUCCUUGUGAAUGCCUUCUCGACAUUGGCCGAUGGUGCCUUUAAAUUUUUAACACCUGUGGAUAAUAUGGCUCUCAGUGUUCAAGAUUCGAUUAAUACAUUGUAUAAGGUCAAUAAUACGGAUGCUCCAAUUAUUUAUCAACAUAUUGAUGAGGUGAGAGCAGAUUUGAGAACUUUGAAAAAUCGAACGGAAUUGCAAAAUGUUCCAGAUCCAAAUACGGCCAUUCCAGAUGUUCAAAGUACAGUAACGAGUGGAAUUAAUACUGGUGUUUCUGCUCUGCAACAAGGAAAGACAACCAUUGAUGAUGCUCGUGCAAGUUUGAAUAAUACCAUUUACUCAACCAAAGAUACUAUUAAUUCCACAGUUUACAAUACGAUUAACACCACUGUGGUGAGCACCUUGUCAUCAUUUACUUCUCAAAUUUCAAGUGUCAUGGGAAUGGUCAAUAGUUAUUUACCAGAGACUCGUGUCGAUGAUGUCACUUACUAUGUGUAUGCCAUUGAAAAUGCAAGAAUUUCAUUGGUGACCAUUUUCUUUGUUUGGUGUGGAUUUUUAUACAUUUUCACACUUUUAGGAAUUGUGUUCAAAGUACCAAUUUUAGUAGAAGUUACGAGUUGUUGUACAUGUGGAACUGCAUGGCUAUUUUUCGUGGUAGCUGCCAUUCAAAUUCCAAUUUACAUUCUCGUCAAUGAUUUAUGUUCGACUGCUCCAACCACUGUGAAAUAUUUAGGUGAUAGUUAUGGAAAUUCACUCAUUCAACAAAGUGCUGGAGGUUUUGUCACACUACCAAAUGUUUCAGUUAUUAUUGAUCGAGUAGCUACAUGUACUCCUGGUAACAGUUAUUUAAAUGCUACUCUAGGUUCUGAUUAUUUGGGUGCAUUGGGAAUUGAUAACAUGCUUGGUACUGCCACUGGAAGUAUUUCUGGAGCUCUCGAUUCAUUCAAUGUUUCAUCUUUAAUUAACACUGCAAAGGGUUUCAUUCAAUCUGCCAAUGUGUCAUCAAUCAAGACAGAUUACACCUCCGAUGUCAAUUCUGCUCAAAGUCAACUCGACACUGCCUAUAGUCAACUUCAAGACAUUCAAAAUUUCAAUGGAUUUAGUUUUGCAAAUUAUACCAAAGCCAUCGAUGAUGUGAACGCAGCGGUGAGUCCUUAUGGUCUCUAUUACACAUAUGAAAAUAUUACUCUCUUGGAUUGUAAUGCUUCUCCAAUUAAUCAAGAUUCACAAGCUCAACAAAAAUGUAACACCACGAAAUCGAAUGCUUUGGAUCAAUUGACACUUUACAACACGACCUUGACCGAAGUGUUGAAACUCAAUGCCACAGCUAGUCAUUUACGAGCGGGUUUACAAACUCUUGUGAAUGAUUUUAACAGUCUUUCGAAUACGUUUAUUCCAAUUAAGAGUUUACCAAAUACUUUAACUAGUCAAUUAGAUACGCUCGCAUCCGAUGUAUCCAUCUAUGUGAAUGAUUUGAAAAAUAGUUUAAAUGCAACCAUCAAAUCAGCCCUCACGAAUUAUAUUAAUAGCGUGACAGCCACAUCCUUAGAUUGUGGAUAUGUGGGAUCGUACGUGUCCACCACAGAGAAAACUGUGUGUUAUGGAAUGACCAAUCAAACUCUGAUUACUGGAAUUCUCUCACUCAUUAUUGGAGUCAUUAUGAUUGUCAUGUUUAUCAUCUUGUUGAUUUUAGGAAAACGAUUGAGAUAUCAAACUUCGAAGGGAGUUGCAGAUCCUCCAAUGGGAGCUGAAAUGAUGGAACCAUCCAUGCAACAAGGUGGUCUUCCUCCCAUGGAUUUACAUCAUUAA